This is a messenger RNA of Scleropages formosus (Asian bonytongue), 2429 nucleotides long. It is a transcript of the gene cacng8b, whose product is annotated as calcium channel, voltage-dependent, gamma subunit 8b. Gene Ontology annotation, cellular component: postsynaptic density membrane; AMPA glutamate receptor complex. Bases 734 to 2044 code for a protein of 436 amino acids. The record is from RefSeq and is a predicted model, not a curated record. Gene Ontology annotation, biological process: calcium ion transport; postsynaptic neurotransmitter receptor diffusion trapping; positive regulation of synaptic transmission, glutamatergic. NCBI's taxonomy places the organism in Eukaryota, Metazoa, Chordata, Actinopteri, Osteoglossiformes, Osteoglossidae. The transcript has 6 exons. Gene Ontology annotation, molecular function: channel regulator activity; voltage-gated calcium channel activity.
CGCGCGCGCGCACACACACACACACACUUCCUUCGCGGCCGCCUUCUUCCAGGGACGCGCCGACUUGCUAAUGCCGGGCUCUCCGUUUGUGAGGCACAGCUAAAGGGCACGGAAGCGAACGCGAGCGGUAGCGGGAGCGCGUAUUCCGGCGGAGUGCGCGCGCGCGCACAUGAUAUAGACUGCAUGACGGCAGAUCCGCGCAGACGCGCGUGCAUAUUUGUAUACUAUAUAUCCGGCGUUCGGCUGGUGUGUCCCCUCCUGUUUGCAGUUUUGAAGAUACUCCUCAAUUAACAAUAAUUUUUUUUUUCUUGCGCCAGUUAUAUUCCGUCGGAUUUGGGCUCGAUCCCCCUUUUCUUCACUCAGUCCUGCCCCCGGUCCCCCCCUUCUCUCUCUCUCUCUCUCUCUCUCUCUCUCUCUCUCUCUCUCUCUCUGCCGAAGUCCACCGCUCUUCAUCAAGGCAACAAAAAUUCGCUGUCUAGGAAUUGGCUAUGAAGCCGGCAGCGAAAAUCGCAUUUAAGUAAAGAAAAGUGACAACAAGAAGGACUGAAUAUUUUCUGAGGUCUGCAUGAAGGAGGGACAGAAAGUUAGAGAUUGAAGAAGAGCAAAGGAGAAAGAGAGAGGAGGGGAUACAGUCGAUGGAUGUUGCCCGGAUUGAAGGGACAGCACAUUCUGCACUGACAAGGCCAGAAAAGCAGUCAAAAUUGAGGGGAAAGGCAGAAAUUCACCUGGAGGCAUGGUCUGGUGUGAGAAGGGGAUCCAGAUCUUGCUCACCAUAGUCGGGGCCUUUGCGGCCUUCGGCUUGAUGACCGUAGCUAUCGGCACAGACUACUGGCUUUAUGCCCGUGCCUUCAUCUGCAAUAGCACCGCCAAUUCCUCUCAGGAUGACACGCACAACAAGGACAAGAAGGACCCAGGUGCUCUCACUCACUCUGGCCUCUGGAGGAUCUGUUGCUUGGAAGGGCUGAAAAGAGGCGUAUGCUCACAGAUCAAUCAUUUCCCUGAAGAUGCUGACUAUGACCACGAUGGGGCGGAAUACCUUUUGCGUGUGGUUCGAGCUUCCAGUAUCUUCCCUAUCCUUAGUGCUAUCCUUCUACUCACGGGUGGCGUGUGCAUUGCCGCCAGCCGCUUUUACAAAAGCAAGAGAAACAUAAUACUGGGAGCGGGCAUUCUCUUUGUGGCUGCAGGUCUCAGCAACAUCAUUGGGGUAAUAGUGUACAUCUCGGCAGCGCUGGGCGACAUCUCCCCCAAGAAAGAUGAGGACAAGAAGUGGCACUACUCCUAUGGCUGGUCCUUCUACUUUGGCGGUCUGUCCUUCAUCCUGGCGGAGAUGGUGGGCGUUCUGGCCGUCAACAUCUACAUUGAAAAGAAUAAGGAGCUGCGCUGCCGCUCGCGCACCGACCUUUUUAAGAGCACCACCCACGCCAUGCUGCGGCUUCCCAGCUACCGCUUCCGACACCGCUCACGCUCCAGCUCGCGCUCCACCGACCCCUCCCGCUCCCGCGACCCCUCCCCUGUGGGUGGGGGAAAGAACUUUGGGCUGGCCCCCCCUGCCCCGCUUGCUCCGGGGCCGACAGGGCCUUACUCCGUUGCCACUCUGCCGAACCCCCACUCACAUUCGCAUUCCACGCUAGGGGGUGACAUCUCGAUGUACACCCUUGGGAGGGAUUCCAAACUGGCGGGCUUGGGUGGCAUGGGAGGAGCGCCCAUGUAUGGGACAGUGGACCGGGCCACCCUCUACCAGCUGCAUAACUGUUUUCCAAAGGAAGGGGGCGGUACAGGGGGGGCGAUGCUCAGCGGCACAUUGCCCUCGCUGUCCAAGUCAAAGGCUAACAACCCCACACUGGCUCAGAAUUCUUCUGCCUCCAACACCCCUCUUCCCAGUUCCUCUGCCUCUUCUGUCCCACCCCCCCAGCCCCCUCCGCUGUCCACCUCCACAGUGGAGAGGGAGAGGGCAGUGGGUACUUUGGAUAGAUUAGGCAAAGUAGAAAGAGAGAGGGAGACCUCCAAUUCCAACACCCUGAAUAGGAAGACCACGCCAGUGUAGGGUGGGCGGUAGAUGAGUGGAGGCGCCGGUGAUGUCGUAAAGGGUAGUAAUGGAGGACAGAGAAAGGCCGCGUGUGGAGGGAAGAAGCUGCAGUCUAUAUUGUCUCUGUCUCCCAGCUUGAUUCAUGCUCUGCAUUGCUGGUUCCCAAAGCACAACUCAUUCAGCGAAUCAGAUCUUGAUGCUGACUUGAUCUGCUGAGUCAGUUGUGCCGCAGGUGGAAUGGAGGGAAUGUAUGGAACGGCUGGACGCCUCCUAGGAGAAAUUUGGGAACCACUGCUCCGUGUCCAUGACAGUAGAAAAAAAAAAAAAUCGUUCGGUAUUGCAAAAGGUAAUAACCAUCACAAUGUUCUACGGUUUUAUUAAAAAAUCUUUAGUUAAUUUCCUG